UUGUGAUCCUGUGAUGAAUCACUGUCAGUGAUUUUGCGCGCCAUCUUUAGACUGCACACAAAUCGUUGUGCGGCCUGAAAUAAAAAUAAACAGCGUGUUUAGCCUAAAAAUGUUAUAUAUUUACUGACAUAUCGGAUAAUAUUUAAUGUACAAAAUAGUACUAGAAGACGCGUCUAUGUAGAUCAGAAUUCAGCCUUUUUAUUUUUAAUGUGCUAAAAUGCCAACCGUUAUAGCAUUGGACGUAUCUCUGUCAAUGAGACGUCCCGUAUUAGGAACCGGUUCCACUGAAAAUAAUCAAAAUGAACAACUGACGAGGCAUCAUCUAGCUGUACACGGGAUAAACGCGUUAUUACAUUAUUUACAAGUGAAUUCAAAGUUGGAAUUCGUGUCCUUAGUUGUCUUCUCUUCGUUGUACGAAGUUGUUUGUCCAUUCACUCGCGAUUACGACUGCAUACGUUCAAAAUUACAAAAUAUAGAGGAAUGCGAUAAGACUUGUAUAGAAACUGCUCUUCAUGGCGUUAACAAUGUUAUUAUGGCCGAGUGGGGUAAUACCACAGCCUGUCAAGUAGUGCUAAUCACGGAUGGCAAUCCUGGAGUAGGUCCGAUGUCUCUAGGCGACUCAUUGAAUUCUUUAAACGUAACCAGAGACGUAAAUCCAUUCCCGUUACCUUUUCCUUACCCAGGAAAGUUAAGCGUUGUAUGCAUCGCUCCGCAACAAGAUGCUGGGUUACAAAUGGGCUUACCGCUUUAUCAACGAUUAGUCGAGUUAGCCGGAGGCGACAGCGUUGUACUUGUGCCUGAGGCGCCAUUGUCAAAGCAUUCGAUCGCUGCUUGUUUCCAAAAAUUAGCAGAAAGUAAUUACGUUUCGUUUCAAGGAUAUUUAAAAUGUGGAAAUUUAGGUUCGUGUAUUCUUUUAUCGCCAGCACCCAUGCCUUAUACCAAGAAAACAGAUUUCGAAUUAGUGUCCGGUUUAAUGAUAUCAAAAACCAUAGAGAUUUGCGGAUUUAUAUCAGUGGCGGAUGUCGGUAGCCCCAGCGCUAUAUCUAGACAUUUAGUUUUACCAUUAGCUACGGAGAAGGGUCCAAGUAUGCAAGGCAUAUCUCUCGAAGAAGAUUCGGACACGGACGAGAACGGAGACGAAGGAAAAAUACCAUCGUUUUGCGUGUUAUUGCACGGAGCAUUGAAGGUCGAAAAUAUGGUAGCGCUUUGUUUAUUGAAUAACGAAUGGUACGGAUUUAUAUACUCGUGGGCGGAUACCAAAAAGAAAUCAAAUUUAAUGUUAACGGUAUUGGAACCAGGCCUGGACGUUGUACCGUGGUUAGGUAAUUUCAGUAAUUUAGGCCCGAUAGAUGCGGCCAAGGGAGCACCCGUUAGCUUUCCAGUUAGACCAAACGAAAAGAGAAGUUACACUCAGAAUGCGCCAUCUUGGAUUCGCCAAGUUGGAUUGCAAUCUGACAUUCAGAAAAUUUUAAGGCACGCAAGAAAAUUGCCAGAGAAAACGCAGAACUUUUACAAGGAAGUGAAUCGACUGCGCAGAGCCGCCGCGUCGAUGGGAUUCGUGGAGCUACUGGAAGGUUUGGCGUGCAUCUUGGAAAGAGAGUGUACAUUGUUGCCACCGAAUUUGAACCCCGACUGUACGAUUCAACUGGGCCACGUAGCUUCCAUGAUAAGAAAAUCUGAAUUUCUCGAGCUUAGGUACAAUAUACCACCGGCGCGUACCAGGUUCCAACACGGAGGAUCGUGAACGAGACGACAACAUUCGUGAUACGAUGUUAUAUUUGCAUGAAACAGUAACAAUUUUUACAUUAAAAACGAUUCUGAUGUUUUACACCGAGAUCAUUUUUUUUUUAUCUAAAAUACAAUUCGUAAGU
This is a messenger RNA of Colletes gigas, 1871 nucleotides long. It is a transcript of the gene IntS14, whose product is annotated as integrator complex subunit 14. Gene Ontology annotation, biological process: snRNA 3'-end processing. The coding region runs from base 218 to 1744 and encodes 508 amino acids. Gene Ontology annotation, cellular component: integrator complex. NCBI's taxonomy places the organism in Eukaryota, Metazoa, Arthropoda, Insecta, Hymenoptera, Colletidae. The transcript has 6 exons. The record is from RefSeq and is a predicted model, not a curated record.